AUGGGAGAUAUUGUAACGAAGGAAGCUUUUGAGUGGUUGUUGAAUGAUCCUAGAAUUCUUAGAGCUUCAAAUAUUAUUUUUAGGCUCAUGGAUGACCUUAGUGGAUAUGAGUUUGAGAAAGAGAGAGAGCAUGUUGCUUCUAGUAUUGUCUGUUACAUGAAGCAAUAUGGGGUGCCAGAGCAAGAGGUGCUUGAUAUUUUUAACAAACAGGCUAAAGAUUUGUGGAAGGAUAUCAACAAGGAGUACCUUAGACCAACUGAUGUGCCAAUGCCUGUCCUCAUGCGUGUUCUGAAUCUAACAAGAGUGGUUGAUCUCCUUUACAAAGGGGUGGAUGGCUACACACAUGUUGGGAAAGUGAUGAAAGAUAGUGUUGCUUCAUUUUUAAUUGAACCCAUGCCUCUCUGA
Messenger RNA from Prunus dulcis (almond), 405 nucleotides. Its product is annotated as (-)-alpha-pinene synthase-like. The record is from RefSeq and is a predicted model, not a curated record. Gene Ontology annotation, molecular function: magnesium ion binding; terpene synthase activity. The transcript is spliced from 2 exons. The coding region runs from base 1 to 405 and encodes 134 amino acids. Lineage: Eukaryota; Viridiplantae; Streptophyta; Magnoliopsida; Rosales; Rosaceae.